GGGAUCCCGGAGUCCCCCGGACCGGGACGCUCAGGGGCUGGGCCUCAGGGCGCCAGAGCGAGCUUCCCGCUCCCGCCGCGCCUCAACCAAUGCGAACGGCGGAGACUCUGACGGACAGCGGCUAGGGCCAAUGAGAGAGCGAGGAGCGCCGUGUCACGCCCCCACAGAGGAUGACGCUCUCUGAUUGGCGCAGGCAGGGCCCGGGGCGUUACGGCGCGGUGCCGGAAGUGCGGCAGGGCCGGCGCCAGCCGCGGGGCUCGGGCUUUGAGGCCGCGGCCUGUAACGGGGGAACGAGGUCCGGGGGAGCGCUCUGUAACGGUGCCACCAUGGACUCCCUGUUGUUCCUCUGCGCUCGCCACUUGGUGCGCCAUGAAAGUGAUUUCCGCCGUGCUCUCGCCAUCCUCCCCAGUGAGCUCUACCCUGUCCUCUUCAGUGCUGCCUUCUUGGACAGACGGACCUUGGUGGUGCGGGAUUUGGUGGCUGUUUGGCCCUUCCCAGUCCUCAGCUUCCAACGUUUAUUGCCUCACCUUGACCGUCAUCAUCUCCACCGCCCCAAGGGGUUACCAAGGAAUCUCUGUGUCGAAGCUACCAUCAUGGCCAUUGUGGCACAUCUCCGCCAGACACUGGAGGACCCCGAUCGUGGCAUGAGUGAGAGGCGGUGCUGCCUGCGAGUGCUGGACAUGAUAGACUUGCCGCAUGAUGUCCCAGCAGGGAUGAGCCUGUGGUCCACCACUGUGUCUUUAGCCAAAGCUUGUCUCGAGGUCUCCAAACACCAAAAUGAGCACUUGAAACGUGGCUCCAAACGUCAGAAGGGUCCCUCAGGAGCUCUGGAGCCUCCACAAUCCUUCAGCGUGGAGAUCCGCGCCGAUCUCUUUGUCAACAGCACGUCCUUCGUUGUCCUACGAGAUGCUCUCCAGGCCAACACCACCAGCUUGCUGCGCCUCAAGUGCCGGGACUUCCACGCUGAGGAGCUGUCUGUGGGCAGCACUGUGACCCUGCUGGACAGCCUGGAUGUCUGCAGCCUUCGGCGUGUCGAUCUGCGCUUCAACAAUCUGGGACUGUCUGGCCUCUGCGUGGUCCUGCCACAUCUCACCAAGUUCCCCAACCUCCUGAGCCUUCGCUUGCCCUACAGCAACGUUGACGUGCGGAGGUUCGUGUCGGGGACAGAUGCCAGCCUCCGUCAGCUCGCCGGGCAGCUGGGGAGUUUGUUGGGGCUCAAGGAGCUCAACUUUGGGUCUUCCAGGCUUUCGGGGAAUCUCCGGAACCUUCUCAGUGACCUUCAGACUCCGCUGGAAAGCCUGGAGCUGGCUUUUUGUUCCCUUCUUCCGGAUGACUUCAACUACCUUCGGCAAAGCCUCCACGCUUCGGCACUGCGGAAGCUGGACCUGAGUGGCCACGAUUUCAAUGAGGGUCGUCUUCAGCCACUGCGGCAGCUCCUGGAGAAGAUCUCACCCUCACUUCUCCACUUGGACCUCAUGGAAUGCCGGUUGACAGACUCCCAGCUGCAUUACCUGCUGCCGGUGCUUUGCCGCUGUUCCCAGCUGCGGUGCUUGGGGCUUUUUGGCAACCUCUUUUCCACACCGGCGCUCAAAGUUCUGCUGGAGAAGACUGUGGUGCUCCCUCACCUUCGCCUGGUCAUCUACCCCUACCCCCUGGACUGUUACAUCACUGACCACCUGCGGCCACCCUCGGGCUCUGGGUGGUUCUUUGAGGAUGCAGUGGACAGGGCACGUUUCAACGCAGCCAAGGCUGAGCUCUGCCAGCUCUUACUGGAGCUUGGUAGAUCCGACGCUGUCUGGACCACCAACCUGCCUUGGCACGGGGCCCCUGACUAUUUUGACUUGUAACUCGGUUGCUGCAGCAUCCCCAUGUGUCCCAGCCAUUCUUCCCUUCCGCAUCUUUGGUGUCUCCUUCCUCAUCCUGGUGCUUUUUGUCACCAUCUCACUGUUGCCGGCACUGGUCCCACCAGCAGUGCCUCGCUGUGGGUUGCAGCCACUGAGUGACAAGUGGUGACCUUGGUUCAGCAGCACUAAUUAAUAAAGUUCCCAGUUCUCAGGA
Molecule: messenger RNA, 2058 nt
Organism: Pogoniulus pusillus (Red-fronted tinkerbird)
Lineage: Eukaryota; Metazoa; Chordata; Aves; Piciformes; Lybiidae
Gene: LRRC14
Product: leucine rich repeat containing 14
Exons: 4
Coding region: 171-1847 (558 amino acids)
Cellular component (GO): cytoplasm
Source: RefSeq, a predicted model, not a curated record